This is a messenger RNA of Physcomitrium patens, 4371 nucleotides long. Its product is annotated as YTH domain-containing protein ECT4. Gene Ontology annotation, biological process: mRNA destabilization. Gene Ontology annotation, cellular component: cytoplasm. Gene Ontology annotation, molecular function: mRNA binding; protein binding. The record is from RefSeq and is a predicted model, not a curated record. Lineage: Eukaryota; Viridiplantae; Streptophyta; Bryopsida; Funariales; Funariaceae.
UUCUUUACUGUGUGGUUAGGUUAAGGUUUGGAGCUCCAGUGUGGUUAGGUUAAGGUUACCAUGGUUGGUUAGUGCUUUCACAGAACGAUACCGGAGGAGAGAAGGACCUAGCACCGAGUUGUUGCAUGAUUAUUGCUGAAUUUUUGCUUUUCGGAUUCUCAAUUUGCGGCUUCAGCUUCUAUUCUGCUUUUUCUUCCUGAAGUGGUAGAUUACGUAGGCAGGAUGAAGAUAAUUUUGAAGACUUUGAAAGGAAACCAUUUUAACGUCACUCCCUCAGAGACGGUAAUGACUGCACAGCUUCUCUUAUUGUCGAGAGUGUUCGUUGCAAGGUAGCGAUCGGUUGCAGCAUGGGCAGGGGUUAGUGGUGCUAGUCACCAUGAUACAAGCGAGAUUUUACGGACGAUUGAAGGUUCGGAAACAUUUGGAGCUGGUGUGAAGCGGGUGUUGAUUGUGACGUGCCGAUUGUACGUUUUCGGUAGCUAUCAUGCUUUAAGGACGGUUAGAGUGCACUGAGAGCAUUUCUGUCAAUCUGCGAUUGUGUUAAGAGGCAGAUUAUUAUCUGCAUUUGUUUCUUGUGCAGAUUACUACCGAUUUUAGGUUUGGUGGCCUACUGUUUUAUCCAAGGGAUGCUCAUCUUCCCGUUAAGAGUGAUAGGUUUUAGGAAUGAAACUGAUCAUGUUUGACACUUGAUUGCACGAUUUGGAUAUAUGCCGUUGUUGCCGCGCGUGGCGGGAUUUUUUGCGGUUACAAUUGUGAAGACGCGGAUAGAAAUUUUUCAAGGAUAAGAAUCAUACUCUUUUGCACAGCAGCUGCUUAUGUAUCAGGGCAAUGUCUUGAAAGGCGAAACCACAAUGGAGGAAAAUAAGGUCUUGGAGAACGGGUCCCUUGUUUUCACGUUAUCAAAGGGUAAAGCUGGAGCUGGUGCUACCCCAACAUCUUCCCCUGAACCAAACCAGCAGGGAGUCGUCACUGAUGUCUCAUCUUCAACACCUGCGCAAACAUUUACACCUCUUACCGCAUCCGUCGCAAUAGUACCUUCCGGAGCUGCACAUAUACAAGCUGUUCCACAUCUGUCUGCUGGGAGCACCUCGGAAACUGCGGUGCAGCAAAUUUUAGACAUCGGUGGAGGAAGUUGGGAUCGAGACAGUGUUCUGCGUGCCUUACGUGCGGCCUCCAACAAUUUAGAGCAAGCUUUGCAAUGUUUAUCUUCUGAUAUUCCAGAGACAACCGAACUUGCGCCUUCUAUGUCCCGCACAUUACUAGAAAAUUCUGCUGGAGCUCCAAGCAUAGCUUCCGCUGUUCCAGCUCAUGCAGUCGUCCCUGUGUCUGGGCCGAACGCGGCUCCGCCAGAACUUUUACCUCAGGAUACACCUGCCUUGGGUGCUGAUGGUGGUAGUGCAGGAGAUUUGGACUUUUUUAGGAACAGUUCAGAGGUACCUCAAACCAAUGAUGAAGAUUCCUCUGAUGCCAGUGAAGAUGCCUCUGCAUCAGUUGGAACUGGCGAUGCAGCGAGUACAAAUGGAGUACAUGAUGGGUCUGCUGAAGGAGGAUCUAUUUACUAUCUGGGUGGCAUGAAUGGCUAUCCUCCCCACGGUUAUGUCUACGAUUAUGUUCAUGGAGGAUUUGAACCUUCGGUUGCAGGGGAAUGGGAUGAUUACUCGAGAUACGUCGUCGACGGAGUAGAGAUUCCAUCCCCAGGUGUUUAUAGUGAUAAUGGAUCUGUAUAUGUGCAUGCCACUGGCUACGGCUAUGCAUCGAAUCCUUCUUACACUCCAUACACUCCUGGGGCGCCAGUACCGACCAUAGGUGCUGAUGGUCAGCUGUACGGUCCCCAGGCAUUCCAGUAUCCUAGCCACUUGUAUCCACAACCAGUGUCUCCAGGUACACAGUACCAUGUGGGAUCACCUACUGCGAUAACUGGAGGUGAGAGAGCAACGACAGGGAAUGGCGAGCCUGCUCCUCCUGGAGUCGAUGGGAAGAUUGCGCUUUCUAAUGGCGGCCCCAGGCCGGGUUACCCAGCCAUGGCACUCAUUCCUCCACAUGGACCGUACGCUAGAGGUGUCUUACCUUUGGCAAUGCACAAUCCAGGUUCCCAGGAUGUACGAUAUGAUGGACUUAGCGCUGCUGCACCCUCAUGGGUGGAUGUUUCCAAAAUACCCGAAGGUCUGCAGAGACGAGGAAUCCCAACAGGCAUGCACUCUAUGGCUUCUCAGCAGUUGUCAGCGCCAGGCCUUCCUGCACAAUCAUUGAGACCAAUUACUCCGUUGCAGAUACAUAUCCAAUCACCUCAGCAAUCGAGAAAUCCAUCGGGAUUGGGACCUUUCAAUCUUGGUCCUGGGGCCCUAGCCAGGGGCUAUCCUCCUGUUUCCGGAGUUGUGAACGGGCACAAUGGUCCUGUGAGAGCUCGUCAGCUGGGGAAUACAUUCGUGGACCCCAGGCCAAAUGGGCGUGGAGGCUGGAUUGGCAUCGACAAGGGGAAACAGAGAUGUCGAGGUGGCGGACCUAUUGGUAAUAGUAACGGUUCUCUUGAUCCUUUGAACGAGCAAAACAGAGGACCCCGAACUAUCAGAACCAGGAAUCAGCGGGCCAUCCCAGGUGUUUUAAGACAUACCAGGGGUCAAGGUGUGAUCUCAUCAGGAAACAGCGAUGCUCUUAAUGCCUUCGUAAACAGAGAACAAUACAAUAAACCAGAGUUCAUCAUCAACUAUGACCACGCCAAGUUUUUUGUGAUAAAAUCUUACAGUGAAGACGAUGUUCAUAAGAGUAUUAAGUACAACGUAUGGGCUAGCACUCCGGUUGGUAAUAAAAGGUUAGAUGCUGCAUACCUGGAGGCUUUGGCCAAAAGUAAUGGGGAUACGAAGAGCUUUCCAGUAUUUCUGUUCUUUUCGGUAAAUGCUAGUGGACAGUUUUGUGGUGUGGCACAGAUGACAGGUCCUGUUGAUUUUUCAAAGAGCGUGGACUUCUGGCAGCAGGAUAAGUGGAAUGGUCGAUUUCCUGUAGUAUGGCACAUAAUUAAAGACAUUCCCAAUUGCCAGUUUCGCCAUAUUAUUUUGGAAAAUAAUGAUAACAAGCCUGUAACGAACAGCAGGGACACUCAGGAGGUCAAGUUUGAACAAGGAUUUGGAAUGCUAAAUAUAUUUAAAAACUUCGCUUCCAAAACGUCGAUCCUGGAUGAUUUCCAAUUUUAUGAAAACCGGCAGCGAGCCUUGUCGGAGAAAAGAGCCAGGCAGCAGGCCCAGAAGCAGCGGGAACUGCAUCGUCAGGGAGGGGGACGGACUGUUGGCAAUGAAUUUGAGUCUGCUUCCAUUAAGGAAGUUUCCACUCUGCCAAAUCAUGGUCAGAUUGUAGAACGUUUAGCAGCUGAUAAUCCUGAAGAGACCAUUGCAGCUCAGCCUGUUGAAGGUUCACAUGCUUUGACUCCUCAAAUGUUUGACAAUGAUGAUUCUGAUGAGAAUCGUUCGCAGAUUGGAUCCGUCGAUAGAUUAACCACUGGAGUAGCAGAAAUCAACAUCGGGGAAGGAGUAAAAACAAACUCCUCCGAGGAAACACAGAAAGCAGGGUCAGGAUCAGGAUCAGAACUUGUAGUGGAAUCGAACAAUUUAUUGAGUGAACAGGACGGUAGCACGGCGGUGGGCGAUGCGGGUAGUUGAUUUUGCAGAGGAACAGAAUUUCAGGGCUAGCAGGCGGUUUAUCUUAAUCUUACUAGUAGUCCUCAUUUGCUGAUAGCGGUAUGACAUACCAGGAAUUAAAGGUGUUCAUGGACACAUCAUGCCAAUAUACCUGGUUUCAGCCACUCUUCUUUGAUUACACGCGAAGUGGUUAGCUCUGCUUGUCAGCUGAGUGUAUAGCAAAUGCCAUUAAAAAAUAGUGUGCAGGUACAGGCCGAAAAAGGAUCGAUCAUCCAGAUUGAGGGGACUAACAAAAGAGGCGUUCCUUUUUCCAAAUUUUGGGGAAUAAGGAUGCUUGAGAAAGAGAAGUGCCAGGCAAAAGGGGCGUAGACUGAUAUUUGCCUGCUAGAAUCAAAGAUCCUCGUCAGAUUAGAAGUCUUUCUUUACCCAUUCUCUGGCUACAGGACAUUUCAAAGGCGGAGGAUAUCGUUUAGUACAAUGCUGCAGUUGCGGCUGAGAAGGUUGAAUCUCUUCUUUCUUCUCAGGAUAGGGCCAUUCUGUAAAAUUAUAUUUGCCACUGUUGGGAUGUUGCUGAACGAGGGCUGGUCUAAAAUUCUUAGAGCCACUCCACCUCUCCCACAUGCACAGAAACAAGAUCACUUCGGUGUUCAGUGCUUCAGUAGGCUGUUGGGUUCUUCAUCUGUGGAAGUUUUGUGAAAGUUCCCUGCCUUAUGGCCUGGAUGUAAUAAGGAGCUCUUUUCCA